Talaromyces marneffei is the source of this 1128-nucleotide messenger RNA. RefSeq lists its product as uncharacterized. The record is from RefSeq and is a predicted model, not a curated record. Bases 1 to 1128 code for a protein of 375 amino acids. Lineage: Eukaryota; Fungi; Ascomycota; Eurotiomycetes; Eurotiales; Trichocomaceae. Gene Ontology annotation, molecular function: nucleic acid binding. The transcript has a single exon.
AUGUCAACCCGGAGGUUCAAGUCUCCGCUGCAGAAGAUAUCUCAAGCACUAGAUGCAAUAGUAAUAGAGCAGAUCAAGACUAUACAGGCAUUUACAGUGUCACCGUGGAUAGGCCGGAUACGAACGAUAUGUGAAACGGAUGGAGAUAAAGCCAUUGACAUCGCCGGCAAAGCAAUAGGCAUUCUAAUCGCGACAAGUGCAUCUGCCAGAUCCGGAAUGGUGGGUAUGGGAGGCUAUAUAAGAGACACCCAAGCAGACAACAACGGGACCGAUAUAUCUAGAUACUCCAUUACCCUAGGCAAACGGACGGAGCAAAAUCCCUACACAGCCGAGCUAGAAGCGAUAGCGGUCGCUCUAGAACGUAUCCCACCGGAGACAUGCCAGAGAUGGAUAUCUAUCCUUAGUAGCAACAGAUCCGCACUAUCAGCAAUCAGUCAACCCCGUCAACAAUCGGGCCAACUGACCAUCCGGCGGAUCUACAGACUAAUUCAGUUCUUACUGCAGCGAGGUAACGCAGUUAAUGCAAUUUGGAUCCUAGGGCAUGCAGACAUCAACUUACAGCGGCAAGCAAAAGCAGAAGCACGAAAAUCGACAGGAACAGAACACCUACCAGAAAAACAACCAUUCCACGCUAAAUCAACUACUAUCAGGCUCGCCCUGGCGGUACGGAAACGAGAAUGGACUCUCCCAGAGGAGGUCGGAAAAUACUCAAAGGCCCUGGAUAUAGCUCUUCCAGGAAAACAUACAAGGAACUUAUACGAUGGACUGAAUCGGAAAGAGGCAAAGACCCUAGCCCAGCUUCGAACAGGAAUGACAAGGCUCAAUAGCUAUCUAAACAGAAUAGGCGCAGCACACUCAAACCUCUGUGUCUGCGGUCAAGCAAGCGAGACAGUGGAACACUUUUUAUUCCGCUGCACCAAAUGGACAGCGAUGAGAGAAGGCAUGAACCAAUGCACAGAGUCAAAACGAGGAAAUCUGUCCUUCUUCCUGGGCGGAAAGACACGGUCAGAUUUGGAUCAAUGGCAACCAGACAUGAAGGCCGUCCACGCAGCAAUCAAGUUUGCGAUUACAACAGGAAGACUGGAACCGGAACCGGAAUCCGAAUCUGAAUCCCAAUCAACACAGUGA